Molecule: messenger RNA, 2725 nt
Organism: Brassica napus (rape)
Lineage: Eukaryota; Viridiplantae; Streptophyta; Magnoliopsida; Brassicales; Brassicaceae
Product: VQ motif-containing protein 18
Exons: 1
Coding region: 1647-2189 (180 amino acids)
Cellular component (GO): nucleus
Source: RefSeq, a predicted model, not a curated record
AUGCUAACUUUCCUAAACACUUAAUGUAAAUAUGCUAGAAUAUUUUGAGAGUAACUUGUUCUUCAAGUCUUUCCUUUUAGUCUUGAUGGUCUUCAUGGGUUUCAUGGGCUUCACAAUCUUGGUCCGUAAGAUACACAUCUUACGGCCCACAUAUCUCUAAUAAUAUGUGUUGUAAUUAUUUGUAACGACUCAAAAAUAAAGUGGGUAAGUUUUCGAAGACAUCGCAACACAUAAAAUCCGUAAACCAAUCCGACUUUCCAUAAGAUCAAAAUGGGGUUUAUGAAAAAUGAAUCACAACUUAAGUAAAGUCAACGGAUGUUAAAUCCACCCUGUCGCUCUUGUUUGCUCCUUUGGAAAAACAAAAGUCAACUAUUAUUUUAUAUGCUUGCUUUGUAGGUUUGUGUAUGUCAAUUCUUUUUUGUAAAAAAGGGUCAACUUCUCUGUGCAAAAACUUUUGAUAGCCAGAUAAUUAAAAAAUGGAUCAACGAGAAAAGAGAUUUUUGUUUUUGUUUUAAGAACUAUGGCAUAUAUAUGCGUUGACACCUCAGACAUGUGUAGAUGAAUAAGCUCAUUUUUGUAACAGUAUAUGUAAGUGUACUAUAGGUGACUUUAAUUGGUUAAAUUGUAAGUUUUAUGGUUAAACAAGUCGGAAUUCAAACUAAAUAAAGAUGAUAUGAAAAAUCUGAAUCUAAUACUGGAGUUUUCACUUUAUUAUAUUUGUAUAGUUAAAUAAAAGAAUAUAAUAAGAAGUAGGAUAUAUAAAACAUCAUAAAAUCGAAGCAAAUUAACUAAAACGUAGGAUUAGAACUAGGCUGGUUUUCAAGUGUAGCAGUUUCCUGGGUUACUUUUUGACUCCCCAAAGCUAUAUAAAUCGAUAUUAACGUUCCGUUCCAUAUGAUUAGAAUUUUCAUAUACUAAUAUUGUUAUAAGUUAUGACAAACUUAAAUUCUUCAUACGAUGUGUCAUUAAUUAGCCAAAAAUUAUAACACUUGUAGAAACGCUACAGUUAGACAAGAAUAACAGUUGUGAAAGAAAUAUACUUAUACUGAUUGAUAUACCCUUGUAUUAAAAUAUAAACAGCACCAUAAUUAAUUAGUUUUCUACAAGAACUAUAGGAAAUUCCAAAUCCCACAAACCAUAGAAGAACAAACAUGCCGACAAUUAACACUUUUACACUCUCCUCUAAAUAAAAUCCAAUUUGGUGACCAAAGAUAUAUGGCUAGCUCACGCAACCAAUGCUUAGGGUACUUAAAUAAUGUAUAUGAUAUUUUAUAACACUAUGAUUUAUAUUUCUCGUCAGUUGGUUGGUUGAUCACAAAUCACUCAUAAAAUAUAACUAAAAUGUUCUCAUGUAAAUAAUAUGAUAUGUACACUCAAAACGUUAUUUUAAUCAAGUUGUAUGUGUCAUGGAGGGCAGGUCCACCGCUGUUUCGUCCAACACCUUCUUUACCAUUUUGAUAUUCACCUGUGUUGUUAAUUAAAUGUUUUUGACUAACCAACAAUCCUAUAAUUUUAAAUUUACAUAACUACCUAUAUAUAUAAUCACCAACCGCCUCAUAGGGAUAAUUAUUCCACGGCAUACCAAUUAUUUUUGUUUAAACUAUACAUCUCAGAAAAAAAGGAUCAAAUAUUUUCUCAAAGAAUCCAUGGAGGUUACUCAAUAUCAUCAAAGUUUUAAUGAAGGUUCGAGUUCUAGGGUUUCCAUGAACAAGAACUCACAAGUAAUAUCCAAGACCAAGCCCAAGAUUCGCAUCAUCCACAUAUUCGCUCCUGAGGUCAUCAAGACUGACGUCAAGAAUUUUCGUUCACUCGUCCAAAGUCUAACCGGAAAACCCACAGCCGGAGAAGUCAAAACCGAUAAAAAGAGAGCCAACCCGAGAGUUUCGACGUCUCAAGAACCCGUUUGCAGAGAUCAUCAGCCGGUUAAUCGGCUAACGGGUUUCACAGAUUUAUUAGAAAACGGAGGAAACCAUCAGGUGAAAGAAGAAUGGGGAUCUGGUGAUCAUAAGCGUACUUCCAACACAAACACUUACUUUGACCUAGAAGGUUUGAUUCAAGAUGUAGGAGAAGAUUACUUCUCUUCGUUUCCCGUGAGAUCUUCUUCUUCUUCACAAGUGGAAGGUUUCAUCUUCAACAACAACCACAACACCAACAACAACUUCGAUACAAAGGGUCAUAAUUCUUCAUAAAUAACCACAGUUAAUUUCUACGGUUUUCUGAUUUUGCAUUCGCGUUUGAUCAGAUCUAAUCGUUUGAGGCAUGAAAUUAAACGAAGAAGGUUAUGCUUUUUAGGAACAAAGGCAUAGAAGUUGUAUUUUGAUUUUGAUGGGCACGUACGAUGACAAACUGGACUUUUUUGGUAGACUGACUUUGCCAAGGUUGGGGGUUGUAAUGAAAAGGAAAAGUUUGAUUUAUGUGCAGCCCUUCCCGGAGAAGUGACUGUAUCUAAUUAAGUGGUGAUCUUCGGUCCAAGAACCCUAGCUGUUUUGAUAUGUAACUUCAUUCAUGUGCUACUAUAUAUUGGAUGUGUAAUAAAAAAUUCUUUGGUGCGUGUAUAUGAUUUGAUUAUCAGCUGUAUUUUUUGGAGGAAAGUUUUUAUGGUACUUAUUAGAAGAUUGACUAAAAUAGUUUUUACAGUAUAGUAAUUCUUUCUCUUGGUUAAAAUAGUUUUUACCGAUUCUUCUGUUAAUAUUCAACGUGUCAUAUGGUGAUCUCGUAUCUCUUG